Molecule: messenger RNA, 1228 nt
Organism: Solanum tuberosum (potato)
Lineage: Eukaryota; Viridiplantae; Streptophyta; Magnoliopsida; Solanales; Solanaceae
Exons: 5
Coding region: 155-1051 (298 amino acids)
Molecular function (GO): catalytic activity
Source: RefSeq, a predicted model, not a curated record
UAUAGACGAAAGUUGAGAGACAUUUUUAUCCUUUUCACUUUAAAAAGGACAAGGGUAUGGGCCAAAAGAUUAAAGUUGGCCAUCUCUAAUGUAUCAUCUUCUUCUAGUGUAGUGUAGCUUAGAGAAAGGGAGAAAAGUGUUAGGUUUGUGAAAAAUGGGAAAUGUAUUUGCAGUAAUAAAGCCAAUAUUGCAGUGUCUAAUGAAAGUUAUUGGAAUGAGAUCCAAGUUAGUGGAAAUAGAAGCUGGAACUACCUUACAUUUUUGGGUUCCAACCAUCAAUUCAACUAAGCCUUCAGUUGUAUUUCUCCAUGGAUUUGUUGCUAAUGGAAUUAUGACAUGGCUUUUUCAAAUACUCUCCUUAAGUUCAGAUUUCGCUAUCUACGUCCCUGAUUUACUUUUCUUCGGAGAUUCCUUCACCCAUUCUCCCCAACGGUCAACAAGUUUUCACGCACAUUGUUUAGCAAAAGGUAUGAUGAAGUUGGGAGUUGAAAAGUUUUCUCUAGUGGGGUUCAGUUAUGGAGGAAUGGUUGGGUUCAAGUUGGCCCAAUUGUAUCCUCAUAUGGUUGAAUCUAUGGUUAUGUCAAGCACGGUUAUAGAGAUGACUGAAUCCAUUAGCAAUGCUUCUUUGAACAAUAUUGGGUUCACUAACUGGCCUGAUUUUCUUUUGCCCAAAACCAUAGCUGAUCUCAAAGUGCUUUUAUCUAUUGGAAGCCAUAAGUUUCCUUGGUUCCCUCAAUUUUUGUUCAGGGAUUUUCUUGAGGUUAUGUUUGGCAACAGAAUGGAGAAAGUGGAACUUCUUGAAGGUUUAGUAGUCGGUGAUAAAGACACUACUCCUCCAAAUUACUCCCAGAGAAUUUACCUUUUAUAUGGAGAUGACGAUAAAAUCUUUAAUCAUACAGUUUCAGAUAUUAUGAAAGCAAAAUUGGGAGAAAAUACAUCGAUGAAAUAUAUAAAAAAAGCAGGACAUCUUGUUCAAUUAGAGCGACCCUACACAUACAAUCGCUGUCUCAAGAAUUAUCUUUCAUGUUCUAGUGGCUAUGGCAACGUGUGAUGAAUAUGUGCAACAAAUGUAAUAUUUUUCAAUUACUAUACUUUUUAGUGGUGAAAGACAAAGUGUCACUUGUUUAUUAAGAAGAUAAUUUUGUUCCUCCAUAUAUUAAACUAUAUGUACUACUGGACUUGUACAAGAACUAGUAAAAAGGUGUGGUCAUAACAAUAAUAAUUUGAA